This is a messenger RNA of Cololabis saira (Pacific saury), 579 nucleotides long. It is a transcript of the gene syce2, whose product is annotated as synaptonemal complex central element protein 2. The record is from RefSeq and is a predicted model, not a curated record. Gene Ontology annotation, cellular component: central element. The transcript is spliced from 3 exons. Gene Ontology annotation, biological process: synaptonemal complex assembly. Lineage: Eukaryota; Metazoa; Chordata; Actinopteri; Beloniformes; Belonidae. Bases 16 to 360 code for a protein of 114 amino acids.
UCCUCAAGUGUGAGCAUGACUGACGUUAUGGAGCAGCAAGACAGUUCAAACAUAGAUGACAUCAGCAGAAGAGCAGAGAAAAUGGUGGAAAACAUUAACCACAGACGCACCAGUGACCAAAACGUGAUGGAUAGCUUUCAGGAGAAAUUAGUGGAGAAGGUGACAGAGAUAUGCCAGCAAAUGAAGCAGCAGAUGUACACAGUCUAUGAGGAGAACAGUGAUGAGAUGCAGGUGAGGCUGCAGGAGCUGUCGGAGGUGCUGGAGAGCUGCUCCAAGCUGAACCACGAGCUCCUGGAGGCCAGUCAUGCCCUGGUGUGUCUGAGAGAGGGUCUGGCCGUUAACCCGUCAUCAGAACCAUGAAACUACAUAUGAUCUGAUAGACUUUUUUUUUUCUUGUAAAUAAUAAUUAUUCUAGCAACAUGUACUUCAUUAAAUUAUAGCCUGUAUUAGUGGUUUAAUGUUCACUUGUGGCUUUUAUUUCCGUUGAAAUCUCUGUCUUUAACCAUCUCCAAGAAGACAAACUUGACUCCGGCUGAGGGUUCAGGUCAACAAUUUAUAACUGCAUCCAAAGAAAAACAA